GCCAUAAGUUAUCAACACAGAAUUGCUGAGAGUUCAUUCUUUUAUUUUGUUUUGUUGCGUAAAGAAGCUACUUAAUAUACAAAAUAAUCUUAAAAUUUAUCUAAACCAUUCAUUAAUCAUAUUCUCGUCGUUUAUUUGCAAGAAAGAACGUCAAAAUGGGAAAAAUCGGCAAAAUGUUCGUUGUUAAGCGAGAUGGAAGAAAGGAAGAAAUUCAUUUCGAUAAAAUUACAUCAAGAAUCCAGAAACUUUGUUAUGGUCUCAACAUGGAUUUUGUUGAUCCUGUUUCCAUAACAUUGAAAGUUAUUAAUGGUCUCUAUACUGGCGUAACAACAGUUGAACUUGAUAAUUUAGCAGCUGAGACGGCUGCAACAAUGACAACUGACCAUGCAGAUUACGCCGUUCUUGCAGCUCGUAUUGCUGUAUCGAAUUUACACAAAGAAACUAAAAAACAAUUCAGUGAUGUUAUGGAUGACCUCUUCAACAUGGAAAACGAAUAUUUGAAGAAGAAAACACCAAUGAUAAGUGAUUUCCAUCAUGACAUCAUAAUGAAGAAUGCUGAUCGCUUAAAUUCGGCAAUUAUCUAUGAUCGUGACUUUGGUUACAACUAUUUUGGAUUCAAAACCUUGGAGCGAAGCUACUUGUUGAGAAUCAAAGGAAAGAUUGUCGAACGUCCACAACAUAUGUUAAUGCGAGUUGCUGUUGGCAUUCAUGGCGAAGAUAUUGAUGCAGCAAUUGAAACUUACAAUUUAUUGUCGGAACGAUAUUUCACGCAUGCCUCUCCAACACUCUUCGCAGCUGCAACACCUCGACCACAAUUGUCUUCAUGUUUCUUAUUGUCAAUGUCCGAGGAUUCUAUUGAAGGCAUUUAUGGAACUCUCAUGCAAUGUUCAUUGAUCAGUAAAUCAGCAGGAGGCAUUGGAUUAAAUGUUCAUUGCAUUCGAGCCAAAGGAAGCUACAUUGCUGGCACAAAUGGGAUUUCAAAUGGUCUCGUUCCCAUGCUGAGAGUUUAUAACAACACAGCUCGUUAUGUCGACCAAGGUGGCAACAAACGUCCAGGAGCUUUCGCCAUUUAUCUUGAACCUUGGCAUGGCGACAUUUUUGAGUUCCUUGAUUUGAAGAAAAACACUGGAAAAGAAGAAGCUCGAGCUCGUGACAUGUUCUAUGCUCUUUGGAUCCCCGAUUUGUUUAUGCGUCGUGUUGAAAGUAAUGGAAUGUGGUCUUUGAUGUGUCCUCAUAACAGUCCAAAUUUAUUCGAUACUUGGGAAGCUGAAGGACGUUACAUUCGUCAGGUGAAAGCUCAAGAUCUUUGGUUUGCGAUCAUCGAGUCACAAGUUGAAACUGGAACUCCUUACAUGCUUUAUAAAGACGCUUGCAAUCGCAAAUCGAAUCAACAGAACGUUGGCACUAUUCGUUGCUCAAAUCUAUGCACAGAAAUUGUUGAAUAUUCAAGCAAAGAUGAAGUUGCAGUUUGUAACUUAGCUUCAAUUGCUGUCAACAUGUUUGUCGUUGCAAAUAAUGGAAGUAAGGAUUAUGACUUCAAGAAAUUAAAGGAAGUGACAAAAACUGUCACAAAAAAUCUCAAUAAAAUCAUUGACGUUAAUUACUAUCCAGUUCCGGAAGCCAAACGAUCAAAUAUGCGUCAUCGUCCCAUUGGAAUUGGAGUUCAAGGCUUAGCUGAUGCUUUCAUUAUGAUGCGAAUGCCUUUUGAAUCUCCCGAAGCACAGAAACUUAAUCAGCAAAUCUUUGAAACAAUUUAUUACGGAGCAUUGGAAGCAAGUUGUGAACUUGCUGAAGAAUUUGGAACUUACGAGACUUAUGAAGGAUCGCCAGUAUCUAAAGGAAUUCUUCAAUACGAUAUGUGGAAUAAAACGCCAACAGAUCUUUGGAAUUGGUCCACUUUGAAGGAGAAAAUUGCUAAGCAUGGCGUUCGUAAUUCAUUGUUGGUGGCACCAAUGCCGACUGCUUCAACGGCUCAAAUUCUCGGCAACAAUGAAAGCUUCGAACCAUACACAAGCAACGUUUACAACCGACGUGUUCUUAGUGGAGAGUUUCAAGUUGUUAAUCAUCAUCUCAUCAAGGAUUUGACUGAACGUGAUUUGUGGGAUGAUGACAUGAAAAAUAAAAUCAUCGGCAACAACGGAUCAAUUCAAUCAAUUGAAGAAAUUCCACAAGAUAUUCGUGAGAUUUACAAGACCGUUUGGGAAAUGUCAGUAAAGAAUCAAAUUCAAAUGGCAGCUGAUCGUGGUGCAUUCAUCGAUCAAUCACAAUCAUUUAAUAUUCACGUUGCUGAACCAAAUUAUGGAAAGUUGACUUCAAUUCACUUCCAUGCAUGGAAAAUGGGAUUGAAAACUGGAAUGUAUUACUUACGUACAAAGCCAGCUGCUAAUGCAAUUCAAUUCACUGUAGAUAAGCAACGUUUGAAUCAAAAUGCAACCACAACUGUUAAGAUGAAUGGUAAUGGAAAUAUUUCUUCACCAACUUCGCCUUCUUCUGCUCAUAACUCACCAAAUAAAUCUGUUAAUGGAACUGACGAACGUGAAAAGAAAUUGGCUGAAAUGGUUUGUUCAUUGGAAAACAAAGAUGAUUGUUUGAUGUGUGGAUCUUAA
This is a messenger RNA of Clunio marinus, 2606 nucleotides long. Lineage: Eukaryota; Metazoa; Arthropoda; Insecta; Diptera; Chironomidae. The record is from the annotation of a GenBank genome assembly.